Messenger RNA from Eufriesea mexicana, 580 nucleotides. RefSeq names its product immunoglobulin domain-containing protein oig-1. Gene Ontology annotation, biological process: homophilic cell-cell adhesion. The transcript is spliced from 4 exons. The coding region runs from base 95 to 580 and encodes 161 amino acids. The record is from RefSeq and is a predicted model, not a curated record. Gene Ontology annotation, cellular component: plasma membrane. Lineage: Eukaryota; Metazoa; Arthropoda; Insecta; Hymenoptera; Apidae.
GAUAGGAGAGAACACUAGGGGAGUAAUGAGUAGGUGACUGUUAGUUACAUCGGAGUUCCGUGUGAUCGUCAUACGUUGUCUGUACUCGAUCAUCAUGCCUCGCUCUACGAUGAUGUUAUUUUUGUUAAUUGUACUGUUACUAAAUAGUCAGGAAAUUCUUGGACGAAGAGGACGAGGCAGAGGAAAAACCAGAUCGCGAGUUCAAAUAGGGCUGCCUAUUACUGGAAAGUAUCGUGAUCCAGAGAGCGAUCAAUAUUACAAUAAUCACAACGGAGCAAAAAUACUAUUGGCAUCACACUUUGAUUUAGAGUACGUUUUAGGACACAAAAUUGCUUUCCUUUGUACUGCACGUGGAAACCCACGACCUCAUAUCACAUGGUUUAAGGAUGGUGCUGAGAUUUAUACUCAUCUUUAUCUACAUGUACAUGAAUGGCAAAUUGGACCAGAUAAGGUGAAAUCAAAACUGGAAAUAGACCCUGCAACUCAAAUGGAUGCUGGAGUUUAUGAAUGUACAGCCGAUAAUAUGUACAGUAUCGACCGCAGAUCCUUCAAGACUGACUUUUCCAUUGCUUUUGAUUAA